Bursaphelenchus xylophilus (pine wood nematode) is the source of this 760-nucleotide messenger RNA. Lineage: Eukaryota; Metazoa; Nematoda; Chromadorea; Rhabditida; Aphelenchoididae. The record is from the annotation of a GenBank genome assembly.
AUGCACGUCAGUGGGCCCCAUCGUCGUGCAUUGUCAACGCGGCGGGUCGCUUGGUAAGUUUGAAUACUUGGCUGGCCCUGAAAGCGCGAGCUAAGAUUUUGAGGAAUCUUCUCCAGUGGGGGGCCUGAUCCAGUGGCAAAAAACUUACCAUUUUGCAUCCGGGAAGUAUCAAAAAUGUGGCAAAAUGCUUCCCUCUCCAACUAAAAAACCUCCGUUUUAAAUUUCCAUCACAAAACGAGCAGACGGGUUUUUAAAACGUGAGGGAAAGGACCCUUCAAAACGAAGUUUUUUCACUUGAAGAGGGAAGCAUUUUGCCAUAUUUUUAAUACUUCCCAGAUGCAAAAUGGUACGUGUUUUGCCACUGGAUCAGGCCCGUCACUGUACUGAUACAUUAAAAGUCGAACUUCUUGGGCUAUCGAUUAAGACUUCUAUUUACAAUGGCAUUCCAUAUUUUUUCAGUAUCUCACUAUUUAUUUUUGCCUGUAUAUACGUUUCCAAAUCACAAACACGGAUUUCCAUCAACGAAUAUUUUGUCGAUUCCCCUCCAGAUGUUUAUGUCAUCCUCGCAGCCGACACGAAUUAUCACUACUUGCUGAACACCCCCUUUGUUGUUCAGCAUUGGGCGAAUUUAGGAGUGAAAUCAGCUGUCUUAUUGGCUGGAACUGAAGAGGAAUAUGAGAAGAGCAUGGCCUCCAAAUUAGCGGUGGAAAUGCUGAGAGAGCUGAAGGUGGGUUUUUUGAUCAAGCCAACACAAAAUUGA